Messenger RNA from Cynara cardunculus var. scolymus (artichoke), 2094 nucleotides. RefSeq names its product probable LRR receptor-like serine/threonine-protein kinase At4g30520. Gene Ontology annotation, biological process: protein phosphorylation. The transcript is spliced from 11 exons. NCBI's taxonomy places the organism in Eukaryota, Viridiplantae, Streptophyta, Magnoliopsida, Asterales, Asteraceae. Gene Ontology annotation, molecular function: protein binding; ATP binding; protein kinase activity. The record is from RefSeq and is a predicted model, not a curated record. Bases 12 to 2009 code for a protein of 665 amino acids.
CAUUAAAUUUCAUGUUGUUUUUAUUUUCUCUAGAAAUUAAUGUUCUUCACUUGCAUUCAAUGAUCAUCAUCAUGCUUCAAAGUCUCAGAUUUUGCCUCCUCUGUUUCUUUCUUUUCUUUCCUACUCUUACGCUCUCUUAUGAAGCUCGUAAUCCUGAAGUUGUAGUUCUGAUAUUGAUUAGAAGUGGUUUGAAUGAUCCUCAUGGUGCUCUCAACAACUGGGAUGAAGACUCUGUUGACCCUUGUAGCUGGGCUAUGAUUACUUGUUCUCCUGAUAAUCUUGUCACCGGCCUUGGAGCUCCAAGCCAAGGUUUAUCAGGAACAUUGCCAGGGGUUAUUGCUAAUCUCACAAACCUCCGUCAAGUGUUAUUGCAGAACAACAACAUCUCAGGCCGAAUUCCGGCCAGAAUAGGCCACCUUCCAAAACUCCAAACGUUGGAUCUGUCAAACAACAAACUCAGUGGUGAUGUGCCUGAAUCAUUAAGUCUUUUGAAUGGCCUGCAGUAUCUAAGGUUGAAUAACAACAGCUUGUCUGGAGCUAUUCCUUUGUCCUUAGCUUCUGUUCCUCAACUUGCACUCUUGGACUUGUCAUACAACAAUCUCAGUGGUCCUGUGCCCAAGUUUUCAGCAAGAACAUUCAAUAUUGUGGGUAAUCCUUUGAUUUGUGGGAGCCAUGCUAAUGAGGGUUGUUCUGGAUCAACUUUGCCUGAGCCUCUUUCGUUUGAGCUUAAUUCAUCAUCAGGGAAAUCGAAGCCGAAAAGAGUAGCCAUUGCUCUUGGAAUCAGUCUCGGUUGUCUUGCUUUUCUCAUCAUAUCACUUGGGAUUCUCCUGUGGCAGAGAACCAGAAACCAGAAGCAAAGCAUUCUUGACAUUAAUGAUGUACCAGAAGAGGGUCUAAUGAGCUUAGGAAACUUGAGAAGCUUCACAUUCAAAGAACUUCAAUAUGCAACCGACAAUUUCAGCUCGAAAAACAUUCUGGGUGCCGGAGGAUUCGGUAAUGUUUACAAAGGAAAACUAGGAGAUGGGACGAUGGUGGCCGUUAAGCGUUUGAAAGACAUCAAUGGAACCGCCGGAGAAUCACAAUUUCGGACAGAAUUGGAGCUCAUUAGUUUAGCGGUUCACCGGAAUUUGCUGCGGUUGGUUGGUUACUGUGCCACUCCGGUGGAGAGGCUCCUCGUUUACCCUUUCAUGUCCAAUGGCAGCGUAGCUUCAAGGCUUAAAGGUAAGCCAUCAUUGGACUGGAAUGCUCGAAAGCGAAUCGCGAUUGGUACUGCUCGAGGCCUGUUGUAUCUACACGAACAAUGUGACCCGAAGAUUAUCCACCGCGAUGUGAAGGCGGCUAAUGUUCUUUUGGAUGAGUUCUUCGAGGCCGUUGUGGGUGACUUUGGGCUUGCGAAACUCCUUGACCAUGCGGACUCGCAUGUCACCACCGAGGUUCGAGGUACCGUGGGCCACAUUGCACCCGAGUAUCUCUCCACUGGCCAGUCAUCAGAGAAAACCGACGUGUUUGGGUUCGGGAUUUUGUUGUUGGAGCUGAUAACGGGUAUGAGAGCUUUCGAGUUCGGGAAAACGGUUAAUCAGAAAGGUGCCAUGCUUGAAUGGGUGAAAAAAGCACACCAAGAGAAAAAGGUGGAGGUUUUAGUCGACAAAGAGCUCGGGAUGAAUUACGAUCAGAUCGAUGUUGGUGAAAUGCUACAAGUGGCUUUACUCUGUACACAAUAUAUCCCGGCACACCGGCCUCGGAUGUCGGAGGUGGUUCGAAUGCUGGAGGGUGACGGUUUGGCAGAGAAAUGGGCGGCCACGCAUAACCGUGUAAAUGGCAAUAGCAUAAGCAUAAGAAAGAACGGGAAUGAAAAUAGGAAUGGAAAUGGGAAUGGAAAUGAGGAUGGGAAUGGAAUGGUGGGAAAACUUGAUGAGAAUGAUGAUGACUACACAUCGAGCAUGCUUGGGGUGAUGUUGAUGGAUGAUGACCAUGAUGCCCAUGCCAUGGAGCUCUCUGGUCCAAGAUGAUCAUCAACAUACCCAAAUAGGAAGGUGAUAAAUUUGGUCAUUUUUUUAGUUUUUAUUUUGAUUUUAAAUAUUUAGUGUUUAAGUG